This is a messenger RNA of Cutaneotrichosporon oleaginosum, 5636 nucleotides long. RefSeq lists its product as uncharacterized. Gene Ontology annotation, biological process: transcription by RNA polymerase II. Gene Ontology annotation, cellular component: RNA polymerase II, core complex. The record is from RefSeq and is a predicted model, not a curated record. Gene Ontology annotation, molecular function: DNA binding. NCBI's taxonomy places the organism in Eukaryota, Fungi, Basidiomycota, Tremellomycetes, Trichosporonales, Trichosporonaceae.
CUUUGUAAUGUUCGUCUUCUGACACGGUAGAAAGCGUACUCGGUUGCCAAGAUCGAGCAUCCGGAGGUCAUGGAUGAGAACGGAAGGCAAAAGGUUGGCGGUCUCAUGGACCCCAAGAUGGGAAGUAAGUGGCAAGCUACCGACGCAUUGCUCGGGAGCUUACCAUGCACUAGCUAUCGACCGUAACUUCAAGUGCCAGACAUGUCUUGAAGGCAUGGCCGAGUGCCCAGGUCACUUUGGCCAUAUCGAGCUUGCGCGUCCAGUGUUUCAUGCCGGCUUCAUUGUCAAGGUCAAGAAGAUACUGGAGUGCGUGUGCUACAGCUGCGGCAAACUCAAAGUCGACCUCCGCGACCCACAGGUUUAUACAGUGACGAAGCGCAUCAAGCCCCAGCACCGCCUCAAAGCCAUCUGGCAGAUUGCUCGCCCGAAAGGAGUAUGUGAGGCCGACGAUCUGAGUGAGGAGAAUGGCGAUGCGACCAACGAGGACGUCUACAUGGACGAGAACCGCGCCGCCAAGCCAAAGGGCCACGGUGGAUGCGGCUUCGACCAACCGCAGUAUCGCAAGGAAGGCCUGAAGCUUAUCGGUGUAUUCAAGCCUAAUAAAGACAAAGACGAGGCUGGCGCAGAACCCGAACGCCGCAAUAUUUCAGCUGCUGAGUGCCUCAAUAUUCUAAAGAAGAUUCCCGAUGAGGAUCUCAACAUCAUGGGGCUCAACGCAGAGUACGCGCGCCCCGACUGGAUGAUCCUCACGGUCCUCCCUGUACCUCCCGCGGCCGUGCGCCCCUCCAUUUCCGUGGACGGAGGGGCUAUGCGCAGCGAGGAUGAUCUGACAUAUAAACUCGGCGAGAUUCUCAAGGCCAGCGCCAACGUACGCAAGCUCGAGUCGGAAGGUGUUCCACCGAGUGUCGUCAACGAGCACUUCGAUCUCCUCCAGUUCCACGUUGCAACGUACAUGGAUAACGACAUCGCAGGCAUCCCGCAGGCACUGCAGAAGUCGGGCCGUCCUGUCAAGGCCAUCCGCGCUCGACUCAAGGGCAAGGAGGGUCGUCUCCGCGGCAACCUCAUGGGCAAGCGCGUCGACUUCUCCGCGCGUACAGUUAUUACUGGUGACCCCAACAUUCAGUUGGACGAGGUCGGUGUACCGCGCUCCAUCGCUAUGACCUUGACAUAUCCCGAACGCGUCACGCCAUACAACAUCGUGCAGCUUCAGGGUCUGAUCAACAACGGUCCAGCGACGUACCCCGGCGCGCGCUACUAUGUCAAGGACACCGGUGAACGUGUUGACUUGAAGUACCGCAAGUCUGGCGAGCCGAUCAGUUUGCAGUUCGGCUGGAUCGUUGAGCGUCAUCUGAAGACGGGCGACUUCGUGCUCUUCAACCGUCAACCGUCGCUUCACAAGAUGUCCAUGAUGUGCCACCGCGUGCGCGUAAUGAACUAUUCGACUUUCCGUCUCAACCUCUCGGUGACGUCGCCUUAUAACGCCGACUUCGACGGUGACGAGAUGAACUUGCAUGUCCCUCAGUCAGAGGAGACGCGUGCCGAGUUGAGCCAAAUUGCGUGGGUUCCGCGUCAAAUCAUCUCGCCGCAGGCCAACAAGCCGGUCAUGGGCAUCGUCCAGGACACGCUUUGUGGUAUCCGCAAGUUCACUUUGCGCGACAAUUUCUGCGAUUGGGCGCUCGUCCAGAAUAUCCUCUUGUGGCUGCCCGGCUGGGAUGGCACAAUCCCCCCUCCGGCCAUCAUCAAGCCCAAGCCCAUGUGGUCUGGCAAGCAGCUCGUCUCAAUGUGCAUUCCUAAGGGCGUCAAUAUUGAGAAGAAGAACAGCGAGAAGCCGAGCGAGAUCGAUGUCACCGACGAAAACGUUCUUGUCGACGACGGCGAGCUAAUUUACGGGGCGAUCAUCAAGAACAUGGCCGGCGCAUCCGCGGACGGUUUAGUCCACGUCAUCUUCCGCGAGCAUGGUCAUGUUGCGGCCCGCGACUUCUUUUCAGCGGUCCAGAUGAUGAUCAAUUACUGGCUCCUGCACAAUGGUUUCUCCAUCGGUAUUGGUGACACAAUUGCCGACCGCGCAACCAUGGCUGGCAUUAACGGCCGUCUCGUUGAGGCAAAGGACACUGUGCAAGGAUUCAUCGCUCGCGCUGAGGCCAACGACAUGAAGCCCAAGCCCGGUAUGACGAUUCGUGAAACGCUGGAGGCGGAGGUUUCCAACGAGCUCAACAAGGCUCGUGACUGGGCCGGUAAAUCGGCGCAGAGCAACAUCAAGGAGGACAAUAAUGUGAAGCAGAUGGUCGUGUCUGGAUCCAAGGGUUCAUUCAUCAACAUCUCGCAAAUGUCCGCCUGUGUAGGACAACAAAUUGUGGAAGGCAAGCGUAUUCCAUUCGGCUUCCGCCACCGCACAUUGCCGCAUUUUUCCAAGGACGAUUACGGGCCAGAGUCGCGUGGCUUCGUCGAGAACUCGUACCUCCGUGGCCUGACGCCCCAAGAGUUCUUCUUCCACGCCAUGGGUGGUCGUGAAGGUUUGAUCGACACGGCCGUCAAGACCGCUGAGACCGGUUACAUCCAGCGCCGCCUGGUCAAGGCCAUGGAGGAUCUGAAGGUUGGGUACGACGGCACUGUCCGCAACUCCUCCGGCGACAUUAUCCAAUUCCUCUACGGAGAGGAUGGCAUGGACGGUUCCAUGGUGGAGAAUCAGUCCCUGGACAUUGUUCGCCUUAGUGAUGAGGCAUUUGACCGGAAGUACAAGCUUGACGUGCUCAGUGGCGGCAAGCUGGGCUUCAAGCCCAAGACGCUGCAGGCGGGUAUCGACUCGUCAUCGAUUGGGCUGCAAGACGUUCUGGAUCAGGAGUACCACACAAUCUUGGCCGACCGCCAGUUCCUGCGCACGGAGGUCAUCACCAAUGGCGACGCUAAGAAGCCUUUACCGGUCAAGAUUGCGCGUAUCAUCCUGAACGCGCAGCAGCAGUUCAACAUCGACCCUCGCGCCCCUAGUGACCUGGAUCCCGUUUACAUCAACGAACGGCGACAGGCACUUUUGGAUAACCUCAUCGUCGUCCGUGGCACAGACCCCAUUUCGCUUGAGGCGCAGCGAAACUCGACCAGAUUGCUGUUCGCCCUCUUGCGCUCAUAUCUGUCCACCAAGCGCGUGCUUGAGGAGUAUCAUCUCACUCGUGCGGCGUUCGACUGGGUCGUGGGAGAGGUCGAGGUCAACUUUAACAAGUCGCUCAUCAAUGCGGCCGAAAUGGUUGGCACGCUUGCAGCUCAGUCGAUUGGUGAGCCGGCUACGCAGAUGACCCUCAACACCUUCCAUUACGCUGGUGUGUCCAGUAAGAGUGCAACGGGUGGUGUCCCUCGUCUCAAGGAGGUCAUCAACGUCGCCGUUAACAUCCGCACACCCGGCCUCAACGUCUACCUUGACGAGGAGUACAGCCGCGACGAGAAGUCGGCGCACCAGAUCUCCAGUCAGCUCGUGCACACACGUCUCCGCGACGUCACGGCAUCGGUCGAGAUCUUCUAUGACCCAGAUGUGGAGUCGACGGCGAUUGAAGAGGACAAGGAUUUCGUCGACGCUUGGUUCGCAAUUCCUGACGAGGAGGUCAAUCCCCAGAACCACUCGCCAUGGCUCCUGCGUCUUGAGCUCGACCGUGCCAAGGUCAAGAACGGCAACUGGACGAUGGAGGGGAUCGUGUCGUCUAUCAUGGACACUGUUGGCAGCGAUGUGUUUGUGCUACACUCGGACGACAACAACGAGAAGCUUGUCAUCCGCAUUCGUAUUGUCAACAACAACAAAGAGGAGGACGAUUUGUUGGGCGACGAGGAUAUGUUCCUCAAGCGUAUCGAGGGCACGCUGCUUGACCAGGUCGAGCUGGGAGGCAUCCCAGGCAUUCGUCGUGUGUUCCUGUCCAAAGGCAAGAAGAACAUCAUCAACGAGAAGGGCGAGUUCGCGAUCAAGGAGGAGUGGUUCAUUGAGACGGAGGGCAUCAACCUUCUACAGGUUAUGGCCGUGCCGGGUGUCGACGCUAAUCGUACGUACUCGAACCACGUCUACGAGGUUUGGGAGAAGCUCGGCAUUGAGGCUGGUCGCAAUGGCCUGUACGCCGAGAUUCUGAACGUGCUCGACAAGGCUGGUUCGUACGUCAACUACCGCCACACAGCGCUUCUCUGCGACCUGAUGUGCAACAAGGGUAAUCUCAUGUCUAUCACUCGUCACGGUAUCAAUCGUACCGAUGCGGGUGCGCUCUCGCGCUGCUCAUUCGAGGAGACUGUUGAGAUUCUGCUCGAGGCCGCCGCCGUGGGCGACGUCGACGACUGCCGCGGGGUAGCCGAGAAUGUCCUGCUCGGCCAGAUGGCGCCCAUGGGCACUGGCGCGUUUGAUGUGUCGCUCGACUUGGGCAUGUUGAAGGACGUGAUCGUCGAUCACCGUCUGCCGGUCCAGAACAUGAUGCUUGCGAGCAACAUGGGCGGCAUGACCCCAGGAGGCAACAUGACGCCUUACGACAACUUCUCUCCCAUGUGGAACGGCGGUGGUGCGGUGGGCGCUGCGGCGUUCUCCCCCAUCCAAAAGAGCAACAACGACGAAGGUGGUGGCUACGCAAUGGGCUACGGCAUGUCUCCCAUGGCAGGCAUGUCGCCGUACGCGCCGACGUCGCCCAUGCCCGGGUGGUCGCCCACCUCGCCAUUCGCCGUCACCAGCCCGUCGUACUCUCCGACCUCGCCGUUCGCGGGCGGCGCGACGUCUCCAUGGGUGCCGCGCGGAGCUGGCGGCUACGGCGCUACGAGCCCGAUGUACUCGCCCUCGUCGCCGCAGUACUCGCCGACGUCGCCAUCAUUCUCUCCUUCGUCGCCGACGUUCUCCCCUUCAUCCCCAACGUUCUCACCUGCUUCUCCAGCGUACGGCGGGGGCGCGACUUCCUACUCCCCGGCUUCGCCGGCAUACAGCCCCACCUCGCCGAUGGGCAACGCGACAUCCCCUCGCUACUCGCCCACGUCGCCAACGUACUCCCCGGCCUCGCCAGCCUUCUCUCCCACGUCGCCCGCAUACUCGCCCACGAGCCCGCAGCCCUUCUCGGCGACAUCGCCGAAGUACUCGCCGACUUCCCCACAGUUCUCCCCCACGUCCCCGACGUACAGCCCAGCCUCGCCGGCGUACAGCCCCACGUCGCCGCAGUACUCCCCAGCCUCGCCGGCAUACUCACCGACGUCGCCGCAGUACUCCCCUACCUCUCCGGGAGGCGCAGCAGGUGGCCCGCCGGGUCGCCCGAACGGUCGCUCGGGCUGGGGCUCGAGCCGCGGAGGCUACGCGUCGAGCCCGAGCUGGAGCAAGCGCGAGUAAGCCACACGUAUUGAUGUGCCGCGGCAGGGCGCUGAGAGGACCCGUGCGGAAUCCCUCAGCCGGCUUUCUACUGGCGUGUUGGUGAAAGGAGUGUGUUUCGACUGGUCAUUGAGGAUGGUGAGGCUGUGCGAGGAUUGAGAGACCAACAUCGAUUUAGAAAUGGACGCAUCGCGUCCGCCAUUUGCAUGGGCUGCGGCCCCUAGUAUCCUGUACGCUGUAACAAUGCAUCGGUGCAGCAUAAGCGCCGGGCAUGGGAGAGGGGGUAACUCACGCUGAGACGGCCAAGUGGCGAAAGAAGGGGCAACGUCGA